Messenger RNA from Fonsecaea multimorphosa CBS 102226, 669 nucleotides. RefSeq lists its product as uncharacterized. The record is from RefSeq and is a predicted model, not a curated record. Bases 1 to 669 code for a protein of 222 amino acids. NCBI's taxonomy places the organism in Eukaryota, Fungi, Ascomycota, Eurotiomycetes, Chaetothyriales, Herpotrichiellaceae. The transcript has 3 exons.
AUGCCUGUUGUUAUGCCAACACCUGCAGAGAUUGCUGAAGCGGAAACAGUUCUUGACAAAGAGUUCAAGGAGUUCAAGAAGGCAAUGGAGACUGCUAGGAGACAGAAGAAGAUUGCAAAUCGUCUGAAGAAGCUUCGCUUGCGCCUCAAAGACCUGACCAUCCCCGCGAAGGUCUACAAAGCCGGAGUCAUCAAAAACCAGGAGCACAAGCUCACCAACCUCCCACACGAAGUCAGGGCGAUGAUCUUCAAAGCGCUGCCGUUGAAUGCAGACCGUGCCUCUUUAGCCCUCACCUGCAAGACGCAGGCCGCAUCGUACGAGCAAUUGAGAGCAGAGAGGAAUAAGAAGGACUAUGACCAUCAUGUCCCCAAGCGUUCCCUGCGAAUCCAUCGUCUGCAAAUGCUUGUCCGCGUUCGUGAGACGAUGUCGCCGAAACAUCGCCUUUGCUAUACGUGCCUCCAAUUUAUCGACACUCACCACGCGGACAACAAAGGGACGUGGGGAGGGGAUCCCAUGCAAGUGCAAGGUCUCAAAGCGGACAAGGCUGCCAUGGUAGAAGGGCCUCGCUGCCCGCUGUGCGUCGCUGCCGAGAAAUUGGAAACUGCGAAGCAUAAGGUUACGUACAAAAAGUACCUGGCCCUGGCAGACAGCUGCUCUUUGAAGAAGUGA